Molecule: messenger RNA, 2442 nt
Organism: Gracilinanus agilis (Agile Gracile Mouse Opossum)
Lineage: Eukaryota; Metazoa; Chordata; Mammalia; Didelphimorphia; Didelphidae
Product: vomeronasal type-2 receptor 26-like
Exons: 6
Coding region: 295-2442 (715 amino acids)
Biological process (GO): G protein-coupled receptor signaling pathway
Cellular component (GO): membrane
Molecular function (GO): G protein-coupled receptor activity
Source: RefSeq, a predicted model, not a curated record
UUUGAAAGUCCUCCCAGCAAAGUUUGUAAGCCUUAUAAGUGGCUGCUCAAAAAUUACCAACAGGCCUUGACUUUAAUAUUUGCUAUAGAGGAGAUUAACAGGGACCCCAAAGUGUUGCCCAACAUUUCCCUUGGAUUCCACCUUUACAACACCUACCACAGUGAUGAGAGAACCUUGGAGAGCUCCCUGAAGUGGAUAUCGGGUCCAAACCAAUUCAUCCCUAACUACAGCUGCAGGGAACAGGACAAGUCUGUGGCAGUUAUUGGAGGAGCCACAUCAGCUCUCUCUGUCCAAAUGGGGAUACUGCUUAACCUCUAUAAGUUUCCCCAGAUCAGCUAUGGCCCAUUUGAUUCUGUUCUUAAUGACAAGGUCCAGUUUCCUUUCCUCUAUCAGAUGGCCCCCAAAGACUCAUUUCUUCACCAAGGUAUUAUCCGCCUAAUAGUAUUUUUUAAAUGGAACUGGAUAGGUCUGAUUGUCGUCAAUGACAUGAGAGGUGAGAAAUUUCUCUGGGAAAUAGAAAAGGAAAUGGUAAAAAAUGGUGUUUGUAUGUCCUUCACAGAGAAGAUUCCUGUCAGUGAGAGAAGACAUAUGGAAUCACAUGAGACCUUCAUGCCCAGGAUCUUAAUAUCAUCAACCAAGGUGAUUGUCAUCCAUGGUGACACAGAUUCAUUAAUGAUUAUGAGAUACUCACAAAUUCCUUUAUUAAUGACAUGUAAGGUGUGGAUUGCCACCUCUCACUGGGAUAUUACCAUGAGACCUGUACAUCAUAAUGGUCCUGGUUUCCAUGGGGCUCUUAUGUUUUCAUACUUGACAAGUGAAAUCCCUCAAUUCAAGACUUUUCUUAAGACAAUUACACCUUAUAAAUACCCAGAUGACAUUUUACUUAGGGGAUUCUGGCUCUCAGCUUUUAGUUGCUCAAAUCAAAUGGAAAAUUCAGAGGGAGAGAUUUGUUCACCAAAUGCUUCAUUGGAGACAUUGCCUUUGUCUUCCUUUGAUAUGACCAUGUCUGGCUUGAGUUACACCAUCUACAAUACUGUCUAUGCUGUGGCUUGGGCUCUCCAUGAAGUAUUUAUGAGAAAAUCAGAGAAAAAUUCAAUGGGAGAUGAAGAAUAUAUAGUACUUCCUUCCUGGCAGCUGCACUCCUUCCUGAAAAACACCCAAUUUAACAACAAUGCUGGUGAACAGGUGUUUGUGGAUGAGACUAGAAGUUCUGAAGCUCAAUAUGCCAUUAUGAACUAUGUGUUCUUUCCUAAGGAGACUGAUGCUCUGGUGAAAGUUGGGCAGUUUGUCCCCAAGGCUUCACUUGGCCAAGAUUUCACAAUUCAUGAGGAUGCCAUUGUGUGGGGCUAUUCAGAUUCAAAGGUUCCCUGUGGAGUAUGUAGUAAUAGUUGUGGUCCUGGAUUCAGGAAGAUUCCUUUGAAGGGGCAGCCUUCCUGCUGCUUUGACUGCUCUCCAUGCUCAGAAGGGGAGAUUUCCAAUCAGAUGGAUGCAGAGCAUUGCAUGAAGUGUCCUGAGAUUGAAUAUCCAAAUAAGGAAAGAAAUCAUUGCCUUCCCAAGGUUGUGAACUUCCUGCAUAUGGAUGAACCUUUGGGGAUGACAUUGGCAUUCAUGGCUAUUUCCUUCUCUCUACUGACAGCUCUGGUUCUAUGUGUCUUUGUGAAGUUCAAAGACACUCCUAUUGUCAAAGCCAAUAAUCAAACUCUCAGCUAUGCUCUCCUUAUUUCCCUUAUCUUCUGUUUUCUCUGCUCCUUGCUCUUCAUAGGGCAUCCUACAAAUAUCACUUGUCUCUUCCAACAAAUAGUAUUUGCAAUUGUGUUCACAGUGGCUGUUUCCUCCAUUUUAGCCAAAACCAUACUAGUGGUCCUGGCUUUCCACAGUAUCAGGCCAGGGAGCAGGAUCCAGAUGUUCAUCCAUUAUAGAGUGUCUGUCUAUGUUGUUCUUAUCUGUGCAGGGAUUCAAGUGAUUUUCUGUGGCAUCUGGCUGAGCACCUAUCCCCCCUUUCCUGAGGCAGACACACACUCUGAAUAUGGCUAUAUCAUCAUUAGAUGUAAUGAGGGUUCUGUCUUUGCAUUUUACUGCAUCCUAGGCUACAUGGGCUUUCUGGCCUUGGGAAGCUUUAUAGUAGCUUUUCUGGCCAGGAACUUGCCUGAUACCUUCAAUGAAGCCAAGUUCAUCACUUUCAGCAUGCUGGUGUUUUGCAGUGUUUGGGCCACUUUUUUGACCACAUAUCAGAGCACCAAAGGGAAGGACAUGGUGACUGUGGAGAUCUUCUCCAUCUUGGCCUCCAGUGCUGGAUUACUAGGCUGCCUCUUUAUUCCCAAAUGUUAUGUGAUUCUCCUGAAGCCAUACAAAAAUAUCAGAGAACAGCUCAAAAAUGAAAGGGAUUCCAGAGGGAAGAUUUUUGCUGGACCUUGUCUUUCUACUUCCAGUUCUGAGAAAUAG